CGGUGAGUGGUCCGCUGGUCGGUGUGUUUCGGUACCUAACGUGGAGAUAUACCAGCUUCAAGUGUAACAGCACGAGGAUGACAUGUUCCUGUCAUGACUCUCAAAAUAAAAGGCAGAUCCAAUUUCCGGUAUCGUCAAGUCUUUCUGUGGCUAACUUGAUGGAGCUAACUACUACAGUGCUCUUAUCAGGCAGACGGAUGGAGGUGGUGGUGGAGAAGGAGCAAAGAAAGAGCCGGAAAACAAGACCCUCCCCCCCUUGUGUUUUAAAGCUCCACCACAGCGGGCACAACAAACUUGUGGUUGUCAACAUGUGUCCAGGUGAGGAAGGAAGCACCUGUCAUUUGUGCAGAUGGACUGAUAGGACAGCAGAGAAUGAUCACAGCUCCUCGGGCAGUCCCUGUCAUUUGCCCCCACUCUGCGUGACGGAGACUGUGGAGAGAUCCCUAUCAGCGGAUCCACUCAAAGGCAAAAGGAAGUAGCCACUUUCAGAAUGGGUGUUGAUGCAUACUCAUUGAAGACUGGAAAGCAUAAGCACUACAGCUACCAAAGAAUCAAUAUCCAUAUCUAUAAUUUAUAUUUUGGCAUUUUUCAUUCGUCGAGGAGUCACCAAAAAAAAAAAAAAGGGACAAGCAUGGCAAGAGAGAGAGGGUGAUGUAAUUAUAAAGGUCUUGCAUUACAAAGUUACUGCUAGUUGUGUCCAAACAGCUCACUCAUUUCUGUGGCCUGAGGUCAUCACAGGGACGGAGGUGUUAUAGUCUGCUGAACACAUGCAGUGGUCACUGGUAAGGCCUCCCUGAACCGCUCUCCUCUAUAUGAGAGUUUUAGUAAACUCUAAUGGUUUUCAGCUAAUGUUUUAGAUUUAACUUUGCACAAAUUAAAACAAACAAACAAAAAAAAAAGGCUCAAAAAUUUCAAGCAAAGGAGUUUGACAUCUUGGAAAUCCCCUCUCUAUGUAGCCACUUUUGCUGACAAUUUACAAUAACCUGCUUCAUCCAUGUACAAAUUAAAAGUGAGUUUUAUCACCUGGGUUUUUCCAGACUGUCAUAAUGAGGAUGAACACCUUCUGCGUGUGAGUCAUUCUGCUUCGUUGGUCUCUUUUUAUCCAGGUGAGCAGUCUAUGACAGUUUGUCACUGCAGGUAGGAUCAGUCAACCCCUGCACACACACCAGUGAUCUCAGCUGGCUUGGCAUCAAUCAACUGAAUACAGAGAAAUCCCUUGCUAACAGAACCCAUCCUGACAGAUUUUCUUAAAACUCUUUUUCACUGCUUUCCUUUGACCAUAACACAGCCAACAAUAUCUGGCUCCCAAUAAGAAUAUUCUGUCACUCACAACAAAUUGGAUCACAAAGUUUAUUUAUUUAUUUGUUUAAGAUUUUCAAUGCAAUCAAAAGAAUGGUACCUUUUUACUGCACCCAUUGUAUUACCUUACAUCAUAUAUUACAGAGGUGAUUCAGAAAUGCCAUGCCAGCUUUUUCCUGCACUGUAAAAUAAUUCCAGUAACGCAAAACAAAACAAACAUUGUAAGAUUUGUAGGUGUUGCUCUAUUCUCUUGUUUUCUAAUCUGUAAGUCUAGUCUGUUUUGUUGUCUCUACACCACACAGGCCACCUGGCAGAAAGGCCACCUGUGUGCCCAGCCAGUAAACUUGCUGAUGGAUAAAGCAUAACGUGCAGCACACACACACACAUACACACAUACAGCUAUGGAAUGCAUGCAGUGUCACAAACUACAGGUGGGUCUAUAAACACAUAUGUGUUUGUAUUACACAGUAAUUAAACAGGUAGUUUGAAUGCAAGCUCUCACAGUGAUAAUACCAGCCUCAAUACCAACACCACCACUUCUUCAAGUCAAAUGGGCAUGACAUGGGACUCACCAAUUUGUUUCUAUUUAUAAUAAUAUGAAAAAGUUAAACAGAUGUUUUGGAAAGGAAAGAUUUGCAUGGCUUGCAAAACAAAUGGAUUAUGUGGAAUGUGUUGACCAAGCUACCACAAGAGACAAUGCUUUUUUUUUUUUUUUUUUUUUUUUUUUUUGCCUGUAGCAGUAACAGGUUUUUAAAAAUAAUUGGUUCUUUCCAGCUUUGGUCUCAGUUUUCAUUCUUUUAAUAACAGAGAAAAAAUCAACACCAUACAAACUGGAGAAUUAAAUGCUUGCAUUCAACUCUCAACACCUAGUUUCGCUUGAUUUUUUUAGUGUGCUACUCCCCUCUGUUGGUGGGAGUAGUGACAUGCAGGUGUAAACUAGGUAAGAUAAAACAGCUUCUAAACAAAAGAUACACCUUGAUUUUCUGCCUCUGCUUCCUCCUUUUAGUUCAGAAUCAUUUACAUGUUUUUGUUUUUAGUUCCCAUGAAACCCUAUGUUUCAGCAGGUUUCCUCAGUGGGUUUUUGUCACACUGUCACAUCAGCUGUGUUCUGCUUUGUCUUCACACUAAAUAAUCACUAAAUAAUUUCUACAGGAACUCAGCAACAUGCGAAGGAUGAAGUGGAUGCUCCUCUGGUGGCUGCUCCUGUCUUUGGUGUGUCAUAACAUCACCUGUAAAAAGGCAGGUGAAAGUCAAGGUUUAGGUUACGGUCACGGUCACGGUAAAGAUCAUGUCUCUGUCUCUCAAUGUAGAAAUCAAGUUUCAGGUAAGAAACAAGAUCAAGGGUCAGGUCACGGACAAGAUCACGUUUCAGGUCAAUGUGAAAAUCAACUUUCACGUUUAAGAAAAAGCUGUAAGUCAAUGGGGAAAAAAGGAAGAGGAAGACCAGUGGCUUCAGAUGCCAGACAAUGUAUGGAAAAUGUAAACAGCAUUUUGGAAAAUGGAGCCAGCCAUUAUUCUAUUGAAGCCAUGAAGAGUCUAGAAAAACUUCUAGAGGAAAUAGAGGUGAAUGAGACUACGUUCAUGUCUGUCAGUCGUUUGAUGGCUGUUGUACACAAACCCAAAUUCCCCUUCAACGGCCUUGAGUUUCAUGCCAGUGAGAAUGAGGCAAUGUCAGAAAAGGCUGUCGCCAACAGCAGAGUGAGUGUUCGACUGCCGAGAGAGUUGGACGCUGGAUCAGACAACACAAUUGUGUUUUGCUUGCUUACCUGGCCGGAAACAAAUGGGACCAUAUUUGGAGUCUCGGCUGUGCUGUAUGAAAACAAACUGCUUGGUCUGAGUGUGCGUGGCAAGACUAUUGCAGGACUACAGGAGCGUGUCAACAUCACCAUGAAUCUCACCACGGGCAUAAAUGAGACCCAAAACCUAGAGUGUGUUUUCUAUAAUUUUUCAAGAAAUGAAUACAGCAAAGAUGGCUGCCUAACCCUUUGGGAACGGGGUCAGAGUCACAUCAUCUGCUCCUGUGACCACCUCACAUACUUCGGUGUGCUCAUGGUGUCUGCUCACCUCGAUCCCAAAGACCAGGAGAUUCUGUCGUACAUUACUCUGAUUGGCUGUAGUAUUUCUCUCUUUGCCCUGGUCAUCACUGUCGUCAUCUUCAUCACAAAUAGAACCGUCAGAGGAGAUGUCUCUAUGAAGAUCCACAUCAACCUCGCCAUUGCCCUGAUCCUACUCAACCUUCACUUCCUGCCCAGUCAUGCAGUGGCAGCACUGUCCUCCACUGGGCUUUGCCUUUACAUGGCUCUUGCUGUUCACUACUCCCUGCUGGCCACUUUCUGCUGGAUGGCCUUAGAGGGGUUCCACAUCUACCUCCUCUUAAUCAGGGUCUUCAAUAUCUAUGUAAAGAGAUAUCUGCUCAAACUCAGUGUGGUGGGAUGGGGUAUUCCUGCAGUCAUUGUGUCCCUGGUGGUCAUCAUAGACAGAGACGCAUAUGGUCAUGUUCCUCUGGACUCAUCUAACUCCAACAGCACUCUAAUAUGCUAUAUAGCCAAUAGCACAGUAAAGGUUGUGACUACAAUGGGAUUAUUUGGCUUGGUGUUCAUCUUUAAUGUGAUCUUGUUUGGGGUGACAAUCAGACGUGUUGUGAGUCUCCACCAUAGCAAAGAGAGUGAGUGUGACAGAGCCAAGCGUGACACAUGUACCCUGCUGGGAAUCAGCACUCUGCUUGGCAUCACCUGGGGCCUGGUCUUCUUCUCUUUUGGCUACCUGACCACUCCUGGCCUCUACCUCUUCUGCACCCUGAGCUCACUGCAAGGUUUCUUCCUCUUCCUGUGGUUUGUGAUGUCCUUGAGAAAGCAUAGAAUCUCAACUACUAAGACCAGCAGUGAAACACAGAGCACUAACAGCUAAGCCUAAACCCAGCUCAUUUUACCAAAACAUUUUUGUCUGCACAU
Molecule: messenger RNA, 4250 nt
Organism: Lates calcarifer (barramundi perch)
Lineage: Eukaryota; Metazoa; Chordata; Actinopteri; Centropomidae
Product: adhesion G-protein coupled receptor G5
Exons: 16
Coding region: 2464-4206 (580 amino acids)
Biological process (GO): cell surface receptor signaling pathway; adenylate cyclase-activating G protein-coupled receptor signaling pathway
Cellular component (GO): membrane
Molecular function (GO): G protein-coupled receptor activity
Source: RefSeq, a predicted model, not a curated record